CCAGCUGCACAGACCUGACACCUGUAACCUCCACUGCCACAGUGAUUGUUAAGGCAUUUGUGGGAGGCAUGGAGACGAUAGCAUCAUUUGAAGGCACAUGUGAAGCAGUUGAUUGGCCAGUUCCUGUAAAGGACCACAAAACAGGAUCUUCACAGAUGAUAACCUUCUCUCUAGCCCGCACACUCUACGGCCGUAUACGAGCAAAGCUGAGGGACCUUUUAACUCUAUCCGCUCGAGAAGAAGGUGUGGCUAAGGAUGCUUCUCUUCAGGAGUCUUCAGACACCCUGGAAAAGGCAACUGUUUCAACUGUUGAGGUCCAGUUACCCAGCACCGAACUUAGUAGAGUUCCCAGUGAGAGCCAACCAAUACCAGCUCUCUGUCUCUCCAAUCUGGAUACCAGUACUCAAGAAGUUCUUAGCAGUGUUUUUUCCAUCUACAAGUCAGAGUUAUCAAAAGUGGAGAGUAAAUCCUUGGCCGUUGUCAGUUCAUCUGAUGAGUCCCUAGAGGCUUGUUGGUUUGUUGAUGGUGUCCUAUCAAAGCUCGAUGACUAUACUAUUUCCCAAUCACCCUCACCCAAUGAAGACUUGAGCGUGAGUACUCAAUAUUCUCAACUGAGCUCAGAAGAGAGUGUCAGAAUCACAGAGUCCUCUACUAGUCUGAUUCAGAGCAUUAAGAAGCUCUCUAGCAAUGACUUCCAGACUCAGGCAGAAGAGGCAGUGAGUAAAGUGCUGAUGAGAUCCAGUCAUUCCUUUAUCACACAGAUCAGCCAUACUGGUCUUCAGAAAAGUCUGCAGGCUGGCUUAUCAUCUAGCUCACCAUCAGAGAUCCAUGUCCUUUCAGAAUCCAUGUCCUCCAUGUCCUCUGAGAAUACAGCCUCUGGAUUAGUGGAAACCUUUGUCAAAGGAAUGGUGACUCUUUUCCAGAAAAAUGAGUCCACUGACACUGUGCUACUGGAAAGAAGUGGGAGAGGUUCGCAGUGCUCCCACGGGGGCUCCCAACUGGAUGAUACUGAAUUGAGUGUUAAAAUAUCAGAGGAGAAGCUUUGGUCAACAGCUAAGACCAUCUGCGUCAGUAUGAAGAACACACUUAAGGAUUUCUUCACAGGGCUGAAGCCACCCGGAUCCGAAAGGACAGAAAAUGCUUCUUCCAAAGAGACCCUUGGGGAAAUCCUGGUUGCUAUCCAGAGUGAAAUCUCAAACUUAGGGCGAAUGAAGGAUUCCAGGGAGCUCCUUCAGAUCAAUGAUAUGGUAGGAACUAUGCUGAAGGAGGUUGAGAAAAGUGAGGAUGACAGUGAACAAGUCUGCCAAGACAUCCCUAGAACCUGUUCAUCUUUGUCCACUUCUUUAAAUGGUCGUAGUUCCUUGUCCAGCUCUUCAAAGAGUCCUAGGUCAGAGUGUGAGUUAGAGAUCAACCUCCCUGGCACUCCCAUCCCUGACGAAGUGCUUUUCGAUCUGACCUGCCCCAUCGUCAGGAGCUCCUUCAUCGACACCAGGGUCUCUAAAAUGCCAGAUAUUUCUUCAAGUGACCUAAAGACAAAGAUGAUGGCACACACAGAUGAACGAUCCUCCACUCCUUCUUUCACAAGCAAGGGAACCUCUUUGGUACCAAAGGGAGAUGGGAUUGACAUUGAAGAGAAGGAAGAGUGUAUCCCCAGCAGCUCUGGCCAUCUGAGGGAGCUCUUAAUCACCCCGGACAUCAGCAGUGCCACUGCAUUCCCACUGCAGUACUUGAUGGACUCCAGCAAAGAUGAUGUCAUCUGUUUGGUCACCAUACUGGUGAUAAGGUUGCUAUCGGAGAUCAGACCCUCAGCCCUAGAUGGACCCUCCCAACAGGCAGCAGAUCUGACAGAAACAUCUCAGCAACUCAUCAGACAAGUCCUGUCUGAGUUCUGUGCUGCAUCCAGAUUCUCCAGGACAAAGGCAUAUUCCCAGAACCUGAACAUCCAAAGGGUGUUCAGAGGUGUACAUAAAAACCUCAUGGAGGAGUUUGGCUCUUAUAACACCCUGCAAGCGGCUAUUUCCUCCCAGGACCCUGCAUUUGACAGAGUCCUGGUAAAGUCCUUGACCCAGCAGCUGGUACAGGGAUGCAAGGAGGCGUCAAGACCAGCUUCUGCUGCAACAAACCCAUCAGACCAGGCUGAGACAGAGAGGGGGGCUGAGCAGAAAGCAAGAAGGAGCUUCCUUUGCUUUUCAAUGACCAAACUCAGGAUCAACUUCAAGCGUUCCAAGAGAGGAAACAAAAAGGACUGCCAUUCAGUCCAGGAACAGACUGAGAUUCCCUCUACUGAUGGACAUUGCAUAGCUCCAGUUGGAGAGGAUUCUCCCUCCAUAUCUCAGCCUGUCAAAAAACAAUCCUUGAUUGUCAGGGUCUUUUCAGCAAUGAUGAAGCCAUUCAGGCGCUUCACCAAGAAGAACCUGUAACCUCUUAAGCUGCAUGAAGAUCUACUUUUGUAACAGCAAGACUUUUGAAAAGAGGAAUUUCUGCAUGUCUACCCUUUCAAAGUCUAUUUGAUCAAAUAAAUGCAAAUUAUUUUACAAGAAUUUCAAGUGUUUUGGAAGAUUAGUAAAACUGAAGCAGCUUUUCUCAGAGAAAUGCACUAGUUCUCCCUUGGUUACACAUUUAUUGUGCAGUUUUUGAGUUGGCAGGACUUGGGGCAGCAGGUAGCCUUGUGGUUAGAGCGUUGGGCCAGUAACUGAAAGGUUGCUAGGUCAGAUCCCUGAGCUAACCAUGUAAAAAUAUGACGUUCUGCUCCUGAACAAGGUAGUUAACCCACUGUUCCUAAGCUGUCAUUGUAAAUAAGAAUUUGUUCUGAACUGACUUGUCUAGGAAAAUAAAUAAAAUAACCACAGCUUGACUCUAAUACAAUAGUUGCUGCAUAGACUGUCAGAUAACCAGAUGUCUAUGCAUUUAGUUCGAUUGGUAAGAGCUUAUUAGCAGCAAGGGGAAAACACAUAGAGGAGAAUUAGCUAUCUGCAGCUAGAUGUUUUGUAUAUGUUG
Molecule: messenger RNA, 2997 nt
Organism: Oncorhynchus mykiss (rainbow trout)
Lineage: Eukaryota; Metazoa; Chordata; Actinopteri; Salmoniformes; Salmonidae
Source: RefSeq, a predicted model, not a curated record